AGUUGGGUUCGAGGAGGUUUGAGGGGUAUGGGUGCGUUUCAAUACAUUCGUAUAAGGUCCUUCUCCUUCUCAUCACAUUGGUGGCCAUCAUUAUGUUGGUAUUGCCGAGAGCAUUCAAACAAUAACAAACAUAUGAAAACAACUGCAAGAUGUCAAAAAUGAACUCGACGAGUUUGUAUGUAACAACAAAUCAAAUUAUAUUGAAAGGCAAUCCGGAUAUACCAUCAACAUGGCAAGAUUUGUACCGGUUGCUACCCUACCUCCGGAACUCGCUAUGCUGUGUAGUGUGCUGCAACUUACUAAUAAGCCCUCUAACCCCAACAACAGGCAAGUGUCAACACCACCUCUGCAACAAAUGCAAAGGUGGUAAAAAGAAAAUAAAACCCGCGUGUGUCUGGUGCAAAGAGUGUUUAUCUUACACAGAAAACAAGCAGCUCCGUACAUUGCUUCAGUGUUACAAAAAGAUGUGCAUUUUCCUGCUAAACUCAAACAUUUACAAGAACUUGAUUGAAGCAUCCAAAGUGCCUGCAACUGGAGUGGAGAGAGGCGCUGGUAAUUUAUUGAUAUUAAUUAAAGAGGGUGCUAUGUUCCAGGAUCAUUAUGAAUGCAAUGUUGGACUUAGCAAAGAUGUUUACAGCAUUUUACCAUGUGUUUAUACAAACUCGUCAACUCAAACGUUGCAGAAUUGUCAGAUCAUUGAGGGCAAAAAGAACAUUAUUAUUAAUCCUAAGAAUACCAAUGGCACACCAGUUUAUUCAGUGAUGUAUGCAGGCACUGGCAAUAAAAUUACAAUCAAGAGGAAACCAAAAGAUCACUUGGAGAAACAGCAAGGCCUCAAAAAGGAUAGUAAUGAGAAGGCAGUUUUUAAGAAGCCCCCAAGUAAAUGUGUUGUGAAACAGAGAAAAGGCUGCAGAUGUGGAAAUGCAACAGCAACUCCCGGCAAGCUUACUUGCUGUGGCCAAAGGUGUCCAUGUUAUGUAGACAGUAAAGCCUGUGUUGAAUGUAAAUGUAGAGGAUGUCGGAAUCCUCACACACCAGAUGGAAACAAAGUGAUAAAUCUACCGCAUGUUAUUAACCAGUAUAAGGAGCAACAAUCCAAACCAAUCCAACAACUACAAGCAAUAAAUAGUAGAGAAAUACCUGUACUGCAGCAUGUUAAAAUAGAACUCGACGCCAAUCUGACAAUAGAACAAUUAAAUGAACACCUGAAAUUACAAGUGUAUGAAUCAUACUCAAAAAUUCCUCAAACACUACCUCACACCUUCCUCAUGAAUACCAAGCGAGAAGACGAGGACGAAGAAAUUACUGUGGAUGUCUGACCAAAUCCCAGUAUCGUAAUGGUGUAUACAAUAAUGCCUUACUCCAAUGGAAAGCGAGCUGGAUGACGAUUGUGAGCCUAGCCAAAGAAGUUUCGAUUUUUUGAGUAAAAUAAUGAAAAAAGAGGGUACGACGAUGUGCAGUAUUAUUUGGUACUGUGUUUUUUGUACAUUAUUUAUUAAAGAUGGAUUGAUUAAAAAUGUUGCGACGAGUAAUCAUUUGCAUUAUGUGGCUCCAUCCCAUCCUAACAUGGCUGUACCUUAACCAACCUUAACUUUUGAAGUUCACGGAGUGGCGGCGCCACCAAAUCAACAAUUUCACUUUCAUUACGCCCAUAAUACUAGGUAUU
This is a messenger RNA of Nicrophorus vespilloides, 1666 nucleotides long. RefSeq names its product E3 ubiquitin-protein ligase MSL2 (gene msl-2). Gene Ontology annotation, molecular function: ubiquitin protein ligase activity. NCBI's taxonomy places the organism in Eukaryota, Metazoa, Arthropoda, Insecta, Coleoptera, Silphidae. The coding region runs from base 150 to 1319 and encodes 389 amino acids. The transcript is spliced from 3 exons. The record is from RefSeq and is a predicted model, not a curated record. Gene Ontology annotation, cellular component: MSL complex.